Molecule: messenger RNA, 2799 nt
Organism: Lucilia sericata (common green bottle fly)
Lineage: Eukaryota; Metazoa; Arthropoda; Insecta; Diptera; Calliphoridae
Product: aminopeptidase N-like
Exons: 5
Coding region: 14-2761 (915 amino acids)
Biological process (GO): peptide catabolic process; proteolysis
Cellular component (GO): cytoplasm
Molecular function (GO): metalloaminopeptidase activity; zinc ion binding; peptide binding
Source: RefSeq, a predicted model, not a curated record
UUUAGUAAUUUCCAUGUUGACUUUUGAAGUAUUUUGCUUAAUUUUUAUAACUUUAGUUAAAAGUGAUGAAACUGCCAAAGAAAAUAAUAAAACCUCCCUAGACUACCGUCUACCCAAUGAAAGCUAUCCGCUGCACUAUGAUUUAAAACUCACCACAAAUGUUCAUACCGGUGAAAAAUCCUUUAAAGGUGAAAUCAUUAUAGAUAUUAUAAUUGUCGAAGCCACUGCAAAAAUUUAUUUACAUGCCUGUCAACUUGAAGUUGAGAAAGUUACUAUUGAAUCUCUUCCAACGGGUGAAUCGGAAGAGUUGGAGUAUGUAUAUGAAAAAGAACGUCAUUUUUUAAUAUUAAAUCGUUCAAAGUUGGAUAUGGAAUUUUCAGCUGAUACCCAAUGGAAAUUGAGCAUUAAUUAUAGCGGUGAAUUAGGUGUUAAUAAUGAAGGUUUCUUCUUGUCGAGUUAUAUGGAUGAGGAAGAUAAGGAGCAUUUCCUGGCCGCAACACAAUUUGAAAGUACAUAUGCUCGACUUGCCUUCCCCUGCUAUGAUGAACCGGCAAAACUUGCCAAUUUUACCAUAACCAUAAAUCACAGUCCCAACUAUACAGCCCUUUCAAAUUUGCCGGUAAAUGAAGAACUAUCCAGUCCCGGAAAAACUGUAUUCCUUACUACACCUCCUAUGGCCACAUAUUUAGUGGCUUUUAUUAUAUCCGAUUUUGAAUACACCGAAAUUAUAUCCAAUGAUUUACCACUUCGUUUAUAUUCCCAACCGGAACGUAAACUUGAACAUGAAUGGGCUUUAACUACUAGCAUACUAAUAGUGGAACAUUUAUCUAAAUACUAUGGCAUAGAUUAUAUGCUGCCCAAAUUAGAUCAGGUAGCUUUACCUAACUUUACAUCGGGUGGUAUGGAAAACUGGGGUUUAGCAACGUAUCGUGAGGAAGCUCUUCUAUACAAUAAAAACUCUACAACAGUUUUUAGCCAAACUGAUAUUACUACUAUGAUAGCUCAUGAGUUGUGUCAUCAAUGGUUUGGUAAUUAUGUAACGAUUCAAUGGUGGACUUAUUUGUGGCUGAAGGAAGGUUUAGCUUCAUUAUGUUCGUAUACAACUGUGGAUAAUAUCUAUCCUGAAUGGGAUAUUAUGCAAGAAUUCCAUACAAACAGUUAUCAAACUGCUUUGGUCACACAAGCCAUCAAUACAUCACGAGCCAUGACAUCAUAUGUUCAAACGCCCAAUGAAAUUGCCGGAAUUUACGAUGCUGUAUCUUAUAACAAGGCAAGUUGUGUGUUUAAUAUGUGGAGACAUGCUUUAACGGAAGAUAUUUUCAAACAAGCUCUGUACGACUAUUUAAGGGCUAACAAUUAUAGCACCGUAGAGGAAAAUCAACUUUUUACAGCCAUAGAUACAGCUAUGUUAGAAAAAAAUUCGAAUCUCUCGGGAAAUUUUACGGAAAUUAUGCUUACCUGGUCACAUCAGGGUAAUUAUCCUUUGCUAAAUGUAAAACGAGACUAUAAAUCGGGUACCUUUAGUGUAACACAGGAGACAUUUUACGAAGACAAAAACAUUAAAGGCAAUAAAACCUGGUUUAUACCCUUUAACUAUGUAACUGCUUCGACUCGGGACUUUAGCAAUACAAUAGCUACAGACUUCUUAUUGAAUAUUAAAGAAAUCGUAGUAGAAGAUGCUAAAAUUGCACCCGAUGACUGGUUGUUACUCAAUAAACAGUCCACUGGAUUUUAUCGCAUAAAUUAUGAUAAAGAAAAUUGGAAUCUUAUCAUAGAUAGUUUAAAGCUGCAAUACUAUAAUAUACAUCCUCUGAAUCGGGCCCAAUUGUUACAUGAUGCCUAUUACUUAAGUGUGUCUAAUCAUUUGACUCAUGAUGUUUUUUUGAAUCUGAUGACUUAUUUAGAGAAAGAGGAAGAGUAUGCCCCCUGGUCCACAGUCAAUGAUAUUGUUGUUAUUUUAAAUCGUUAUUUGAAUAGCGAUGAAAACAUUGAAGAUCUGAAGUUUUUUAUAGCUCAAUUAACUGCUCCCAUCUAUGAUAAACUGGGAAUUAAGGAUGUACCUGGCGAUCAACAUUAUCAAAAAUACACCCGAAGUUUUGUCAUUAAUAUUGCUUGUUGGGCGGGCUUACAAGCCUGUUUAAGGGAAACCAAGGAAAAAUUCAAAGCCUAUAUAGAGCAUAAUACACUUAUUGAACCCAAUUUACAGGCCGCCAUCUUUUGCAAUGGUCUUAUACAAUCCACUGAUGAGGAAUUUAAUUUUGUCUAUAACAAACUAAUGGAUUCUAAAGAUAAAAUAUUGCGUUCGGAAUUGAUUUCAUCCUUAGCUUGUUCUCUAAAAGAAAAUCAUAUAAAACAACUAAUAGAAAGUUCUAUUGAUGAGAAAAAUAAAUUACUUAAAGAGGAACGUUAUACAUUACUGAGUCCGGUUAUACGACGAAGCGGUGUGGGCAUUUUGGCAUGUAUUGAAUUCUUAAGUAACCACUGGCAAGCAUAUGGCAAUUUGAAGACUGAUGAUUCCAAUCUCGUGGAUUAUACUAUACGUGAAAUGUCUGUGUAUGUGAUGAAUAAAAAACAGAAAGAAACAUUUUUAGCUUUGGUGGAUAAGGUAAAGGAUAAAAAUAUGACCACUACUCUAGAAACGGAUGUUAAGUCUGUAAUUAAAUCCAAUUUUGAUUGGCUUGAUAAUAAUCGUAAAGCAUUGAUGUCCUGGUUGGAGCAAUAUCAUAGAGAUAAUGGCAAUGAUGUUGAUUCAACUGUUUAAAUAAUAAUUUUAGGAAUAUAAUAAUUUUCCGAACUACA